UUUUCCUGCUAAAUAAUUAGGCUGGUGGAGUGGAGAAAUAAACUUGAAGGCAGCCAUGGCAUCGUCGCUGUCGCCACCCAAAGUUCCGAUGGAGCUCCACGUCGGAAACCGGCAGAAGCUUCUGGAAUCCCUUCGCCAACAUCUGCUUCAGUCAAGCCUCCUUCUUCGCGGCUUCGUCCUCCUCCAGGGUGGCCAAGAGCAAACGCGUCACGACACUGAUCACCUCGAGCCCUUCAGGCAAGAGAGUUACUUCGCCUACUUGUUUGGAGUCAGAGAACCUGGUUUCUAUGGAGCUAUUGACGUUGAAAGCGGGGAAUCUAUACUCUUUGCUCCUCGGUUACCUGAUGAGUAUGCUGUUUGGUUGGGAGAAAUAAAACCACUCUCCUAUCUUAAGGAACACUACAUGGUUAGCACGGCAUGCUUCACAGAUGAAAUUGCAAGUGUUUUGCAAGAGCGUUACAAGGGUUCGGGGAAACCCUUGCUCUUUCUCUUGCAUGGCCUAAACACAGAUAGCAACAAUUUCUCUACACCAGCUGACUUUGAGGUUGUCAACGCUCUUCUUGUUGUUUUGAUUAAGAAAUGGAUUAGUAUAGUCAUUUGCUUCCAUUGGUGUCAUAUUAUUUCUUACCCGAUAAUGUUGUUGCAUCUGAUCUCAGUUGCACCAAUGCUGUUUGUUGUUAUUCGUGAUGACAUGGUUGUACUUGCACAUUUCUUCCUUUGGAAACUGGAGAUUGCUCUUAUCCAGUAUGCAAAUGAUAUUAGCUCUGAAGCUCAUGUUGAGAUUAUGAGAAAAGCUAAAGUGGGCAUGAAGGAGUAUCAGCUAGAAAGCAUGUUCCUUCACCACACCUACAUGUAUGGUGGAUGUAGGCAUUGCUCCUACACAUGUAUAUGUGCUACUGGUGAUAACAGUGCUGUUCUCCAUUAUGGGCAUGCAGCAGCUCCAAAUGACAAGACUCUGGAAGAUGGAGGGAUGGCACUACUUGAUAUGGGNAACAUGACUGCUAACUUGUGGUAUGUGAAUUCUCACUUUAUGCUCAAUUUAUACUUUUCUGUGCAGAUAAAUCGAAAGUUUACGAUUGAUCAGUCUCUCAUAUAUAAUGCUGUCCUUGAUGCUCAUAAUGCUGUUAUAUCUGCAAUGAAGCCUGGAGUAUUCUGGGUUGAUAUGCACAUAUUAGCAGAAAGAGUCAUUUUAGAGGCACUAAAGAAGGGACAAGUUGUUGUAGGUGAUGUUGAUGAGAUGGUGCCUGCACGCUUGGGUGCUGUUUUUAUGCCACAUGGUCUCGGCCAUUUCCUUGGUCUUGAUACACAUGACCCUGGGGGCUACAUAAAGGGUCUGGAAAGAAGAAAGGAACCUGGACUAAAAUCAUUGCGUACAGUCAGAGAGCUCCAGGAAGGAAUGGUCAUCACUGUGGAACCUGGAUGCUACUUCAUUAAUGCUCUGUUAUGCCCAGCCAUGAAUAGUCCAGAAACCUCCAAGUUCAUCAACCAGGAAGUAAUUAAAAGAUUUAAUGGCUUUGGUGGAGUCCGUAUUGAGAGUGAUGUGCUGGUUACUGCCGCUGGUUGCUACAAUAUGACCAAGUGUCCCAGGGAAAUAAAGGAGAUUGAAGCAGUGAUGGCAGGAGCACCAUGGCCUAUUAAGAAGACUUUGUCUAAUCAUGUAAAUGAGAACAGCUCUCUCUCGGUUUCUAGCUAGUUAUAUGCAUGUAUGGCAUAGUUGUAUAAUAUUAGAAAAUACUUCCUCAGUGUGAGCUUUUCUUAUCAGAGAUGAGACUGCAAGUUUACUUAAUAAAUUCCAGUCGUGGAGGAUCAUAAAUUCCGUAAGAAUAUGAAUCACUACCAAGUCUCGACUCUCGAAUUUCUUUUUUUGGGGACUUACUAUGAAAUCGUGUGUUUUUUCA
This is a messenger RNA of Arachis ipaensis, 1898 nucleotides long. The record is from RefSeq and is a predicted model, not a curated record. NCBI's taxonomy places the organism in Eukaryota, Viridiplantae, Streptophyta, Magnoliopsida, Fabales, Fabaceae.